Molecule: messenger RNA, 1453 nt
Organism: Orycteropus afer afer
Lineage: Eukaryota; Metazoa; Chordata; Mammalia; Tubulidentata; Orycteropodidae
Gene: TRIM10
Product: tripartite motif containing 10
Molecular function (GO): zinc ion binding; protein binding
Source: RefSeq, a predicted model, not a curated record
CACCAACAUGGCUGCUGCUGCCUCUGUGACUAGCCUGGCUGAUGAGGUCAACUGCCCCAUCUGCCAAGGCACCCUGAGAGAGCCGGUUACCAUUGAUUGUGGCCACAACUUCUGUCAUGGCUGCCUCACCCGCUACUGCGAGAUCCCAGGUGGGGACCCAGAGGAGCCCCCAACCUGCCCACUCUGCAAGGAACCCUUCCGCCCAGGGGACUUCCGGCCCAACUGGCAGCUAGCAAGCGUGGUGGACAACAUCGAGCGCCUCAAGCUGGUGUCCUUGCCAGACUCGGCAGAGGAGGACAUCUGUCAAGAGCACGGAGAGAAGAUCUACUUCUUCUGUGAGAAUGACGAGAUGCAGUUGUGCGUGGUGUGCCGGGAGGCCAAGGAGCACCGGGCCCACACUGUGCGCUUCCUGGAGGAUGCGGCAAGGCCAUACAGGGAACAAAUACAGAAAUGUCUUUCAUGUCUAAGGAAAGAGAGAGAGGAGAUUCAAUGGAUCCAGUCAAGAGAAAAUCAAAGGAUACAAGUCCUCCUGACUCAGGUGGCCACCAAGAGACAAAAGGUAGUUACCGAGUUUGCACAUCUGAGCCAAUUCCUGGAGGAACAAAAGAGCAUCCUCUUAGCCCAGUUAGAAACCCUGGAUGGGGACAUCUUAAAGCAACAAGAAGAAUUUGACUUUCUGGUCACUGGGGAGAUCUACCGAUUCAGCACUCUGAUUGCAGAGCUGGAGGAGAAGAAUGAGAAGCCGGCAAGGGAGCUCCUGACGGAUAUCAGGAGCACUCUAAUAAGAUGUGAAUCCAGAAAGUGUCGGAAACCAGAGGCUGUGUCUGCUGAGCUUGGCCAGAGGAUUCGGGAUGUCCCCCAGCAUGCCCUCCCACUGCAGAGGAAGAUGAAGAUGUUUUUGGAAAAAAUCUGCUUUGAGUUGGACUAUGAGCCAGCCCACAUUUCUCUAGACCCUCAGACAUCCCACCCCAAGCUCCUCUUGUCUGAGGAUCAUCAGCAGGCUCGGUUCUCCUACAAAUGGCAGAACUCACCAGAAAAUCCCCAGCGUUUUGACCGGGCCACCUGUGUUCUCGCCCAUGGAGGCUUCACAGGAGGGAGACACACAUGGGUGGUGAGUGUAGAAUUGGCUCAUGGGGGUAGUUGCACUGUGGGUUUGGUGAGUGAAGAUGUGCGACGGAAGGGAGAGCUGCGGCUGCGGCCAGAGGAGGGAGUGUGGGCAUUGAGGCUGGCAUGGGGCUUUGCUUCAGCUCUGGGCUCCUUCCCCACGCGGUUGGCCCUGGAGGAGCAUCCUCGGAAAGUGCGUGUAUCUCUGGACUAUGAGGUGGGCUGGGUGGCCUUCACCAAUGCUGCCACCCAUGAACCCAUUUAUACCUUCACAGCCUUCUUCACUGGAAAGGUCUUUCCCUUCUUUGGGCUUUGGGGCCGAGGGUCCAGUUUCUCCCUGAGCUCCUGA